AUGCAGCUGACUUCUGUCCUCCUCGCCGCCGUGGCGGCCAUGACCGUCUCGGCAGCCCCGAGCACCACUUCGCCCAACUCGGUCGAGGCGGCCCUCGGCGGCCACCACGCCCCCCGCUGCCACGGAAACAUGGAGUACGACCCCUGGAAGAAGCAGUGCAAGUGCGAUCGCGACGAGUACUACGAUGUCGAGGCCAAGCAGUGCCGCCACAAGGAGGUCAAGACGUUCAAGUACAAGAAGUGCCGCGCCGACGAGAAGCUGUACUGCGCUCGUGACGAGGGCACCUACGUCGAGUACAACCGCAAGAACCCCGCCUGCUGGCAGGAGCGCUCCAACAAGCUCUUCUGCGCCAAAAGGUCGCGCGUCAAGGAGACCUUCAAGUCCGAGACUCAGCGCGAGUACGAGAUUGCGCACUACUCGGCCGCCCAGCGCCAGGAAACCGAGAUCAAGCGCAAGGCGUGCCACGCGCCCCGCUACUUCAGCCACCACCGCAACUCGUGCGAGUGCCCCCACAAGAAGGUCUGGGAUGGCAAGGACUGCGGAUUCCCCAAGAUCCCCGAGCCCACGUGCAGGCGCGGACAGAAGGCCUAUUGUGCCAAGAGCGCCUACCGCGUCACUCAGUACAGCGUCAAGGAGGAGCUCUGCCAGGACAAUGGCAAGAACUACGUCUUCUGCUGCGGCGAGGAUGUCGAGGAGAAGAAGCAGAACAAGGUCGGCAAGAAGGUCAAGACCCAGAAGAAGAAGCCCGCCAAGAAGCCCGAGGAGAAGGAGGAGGAAGAAGAUGAGGAGGAGGAGGAUGACGAAGAUAACGAGACCGACAGUGAGGAUGACGAGGAAGAGGAGAAGAAGCCCAAGAAGGGUCCCAAGAAGGGCCCCAAGAAGGGUCCUAAGAAGGGCCCCAAGGGCCCCAAGCUCAACCACAAGAAGUUCGCCAAGUGCGCUGGCCUCAUCUGGGAGUAA
Molecule: messenger RNA, 960 nt
Organism: Verticillium dahliae VdLs.17
Lineage: Eukaryota; Fungi; Ascomycota; Sordariomycetes; Glomerellales; Plectosphaerellaceae
Exons: 4
Coding region: 1-960 (319 amino acids)
Source: RefSeq, a predicted model, not a curated record